Molecule: messenger RNA, 1241 nt
Organism: Catharus ustulatus (Swainson's thrush)
Lineage: Eukaryota; Metazoa; Chordata; Aves; Passeriformes; Turdidae
Gene: BMP15
Product: bone morphogenetic protein 15
Exons: 2
Coding region: 23-1117 (364 amino acids)
Biological process (GO): BMP signaling pathway; SMAD protein signal transduction
Cellular component (GO): extracellular region
Molecular function (GO): growth factor activity; cytokine activity
Source: RefSeq, a predicted model, not a curated record
UCCAAACACGCACCCACCUAUCAUGGCUAUGCCCUACCCUUUCACCAGCCUCCUCCUCCUCCUUGUUGUGCCCCUUUCCCAGGCUGCAAACCAGUCCCCACUGCCCCCUGGCUCCCUGCCUGCUGUCCCCACCCUGCCCCUCCUGCAGGCCCUGCAAACGCGGGCUCCAGGCAGCCCAGGCUGGAAAAUGCCCACAGCCAGUGGGCAGCCCCUGCGCUACAUGCUGAAUCUGUACCGGAGUGCUGCUGACCGCGAAGGCCGACCCCGCCGCAGCUGCAGCCUGGGCACCAACACCAUCCGCCUGGUCCAGGCCAGUUCCCACAGGGGUCAGCCCUGGGCAGGUCGGUGGUACUUUCAGGCCCUCACCUACCACGUGGAGGGCCAGCCAGAGGCUGAGCACCUCCUCAGAGCCACUGUGGUCUACCUGCCAAGUCUGUUACUGGCCCGUGGUCGCCUCUUCUGUGCUCUGGAGCUGGUAGUGGCCAGCGAGGCACCCAGGAUGCUGCUCAGCUCUAGUGCCCAUACCCGCCAUGGCUGGGCUGAAGUUGAUGUCACCCCUUACCUGGUGCUGGGGAACAGCAGCAUGGAGACUCUGGCAUUGCGACAUGUCUGCGUGCAUGCUGGCCGAGCAGGAGGCCACGAUGUCCUAGUGGCCCCUGGCCACCCUUUCCUUCUUCUCUACCUAAAUGAUACCCAGGCAGGAUUGGCACCUCCAGCAGCAGAGCCUCACCGACACCGACGUGAUACAGGGACAUUGGCUCAUGACCUGCCCAACUACCUGCGGGAGCAGGGAGGGGAGAAGAGUGACUGUUCCCUUCGUCCCUUCCCUGUCAGUUUUGCACAGCUGGGCUGGGACCACUGGAUCAUUGCUCCCCACCGCUACAACCCACGCUACUGCAAGGGCACCUGUCCCCACCUGCUCCGCUAUGACUACCACGCACCCAACCAUGCUGUGGUGCAGAGCUUUGUUCAUCAGCUUGUGGAUGCCAAUGUGCCCCGGCCCUCCUGUGUGCCCUACCGCUACAGCCCCAUCAGUGUCCUCAUGAUUGAGCGCAAUGGAGGCAUACUGUACAAGGAGUACGAGAAUAUGAUUGCAGAGUCCUGCACUUGCCGGUAAUUUCCACUCGCCCAGCACAUCACCCCUGGUCUCUGCCUCUUCCUGCAGAUCUGGACUUUAGGGUUUAUCUUGCUCUGCCUGGGGCUCACUUGGCUCAUCUCCCCUCCCCAUGCUGUGCUGCUCA